Pocillopora verrucosa is the source of this 2584-nucleotide messenger RNA. The record is from RefSeq and is a predicted model, not a curated record. Lineage: Eukaryota; Metazoa; Cnidaria; Anthozoa; Scleractinia; Pocilloporidae.
GUUGUGCGUGAGCUGUUGUUUCUCUUGAAAUGAUUUCCUUAUAGGUAAAUUGAAGGUUAUGGAUAAACUAGAAGGGCUAUAUUUUAAAGCUUUCACUUACAAUUGCUUCAAGGAGAUGUGUGCGAAAGAAAUUUGGAGGUCACUUGUAAACUGGCUACAAAUCUCUGAAAUCUUCACGAUAAAUCAUGCAAUGGUGGAUAACUUACUACUGGCUCUAACUGUAGUUCAGAAGCUUUAUCAGAGGUUUGAAACUAUUAAUUGCCCAUAUUUGAAAGUCAUAACAGAUGAUCUUGUUUCCAAAUACGACUUACUAGACUGUCUCUUAAAACUUCUGGGCGAUAGCAACCAACAUGUUGUGUUCUCUGCAACUAAAGCGAUUGUGUUGGUUUUUCAAGUGGUUUCUAAGCAAACUAUAAGAGGCGAGUGGUUUCUGAAACUCUUUGACUUCGGGAAAGAAACUGAGUAUCCUUGGAAAAAGCUUUAUGUCAUGGAAAUGUUACAAAAUAUUCUCAAAAACGCACGGGAGACACCAAAGAGUCCUAGGAAUUAUCAGCAACGUAUAGAAGGCACAGUCGGUCACACCUGCUCCUGCACUACUCCUGAAAAUAAUUUAACAGAUACUAGUCUUUCAAGAAAUGAAUUAGUAGAGGUACUUUUGGGGAGUGUUAAUUUAAGACAUAUUUUUUUUCUAUAUGUUCCUUUAAUUGUGCGACCCAAUGGAAUGUAUUCUUUUAUGAAGAACUGUCAACAUACAGGGCUAGCUGAAGACUUCAUUGUACUUUGGGCUAGUCUGAAAUUAGGAGAUGCCAUCCAUGAACAAGAAAAUGUGAAGAAAGAAGCCAUUUUUGGGGCAAAAGAGAAUAACCUACUUGCCUUCCUUCAUUUUAUGGCAGAAAUUGCAAAAUACAUGAAUUUCAACUUUGAAGCAUGUCUAAAUAAGGAAGUAACUGAUUUGAAAAGCUGCAUUGGAGAACAAUAUUCUUUCCUGGGACCCCAAGAAUUUGGGUCAACCAAUGGUAGCAGACACAUAGCAGCCAAACUGUAUGAAUGGGACUCCAGUAGUAUCUUUGCAACAAGAAUGAUAAGUACUGAUACAAUAGAUGAUACUGUCAAUCAGUUUUGCAUUGUUACAGCUAUGUUGACCCAGUACCUUCACCACCCAAGACUUCCACCGCUGAUUUUUAAAAAGAUUUUGGAGAUUUUGUACAAUGUCUUAUUUAUUCCAAGCUCAGUAUUGUUUACACAUGAAAAUAAAGACAGUAAAUUACAUAAAAUCUUAAGGAGCCCUUCAGUCUCUUUCCUGAGUGUUGUUGAGUGUUGUCUCCUCGCCAGAAAACCCAGGAACCCCUCAGGAAUUGUGGGAUUCAGUGGAACAGAAAUAAAAAGUCAUCCAGGACUUACUGGGCAGACAGAAAGGACUGACUUACUAGCUCUGAGGAAAGCUUCACUAAUGGUUUUCAAAUCUGCUUUCAUUGUGCUAAAAUCAGCUGUUCAGCAGGAGGGUUCAUUUUUAUUCCAGAAGCUGUCUUUAUCUUGUGUGAACCUGUGUUGCAGGGAUGUUCUUUCUCUUGCUUGUGGUAAUCCUUUCAACAGCAAGUCAUCUGCACAGAAUUCCAUUGAAACAGAACUCUCCACCAGUCUCAUAGCACUGUUUGUUGACCAGGAUGAUGAACUUGUUGAGUUGAUGUUAGCUCUCCUAUUGCUUUUUCAAGAACUUCACAAGAAUUUUUCAAGCGAUGAAAUUUCCAUGAAAAUUUUACAACAGCUGAACCCGCACUGGUUGUUUGCUGCUUUCACCGAAUCAGUUGGGUUUGAUCCCUCGUUACUUCUCGAUCUUCUUAUUUCAUCAGAGACGCGAUUUCUGGAGUAUCUGACAAAAUAUUUACGCUUUGUUGUCAGUGAUUGGACAGAAUUCACCCAAUCGUUGGCGACUUACAGACAAAUCGAUGAAGAAGAGGACAAAGCGAUACACGGCGAUUUGGAAACGUGUAGUGAAAGGCGAAGAAAAAAUGAAUGCGGAAAGCUUGAACAGGAUGUUGAGUCUUCGCAGGAAGGUUCUGGCGCGCAGAUGUUAAAAACGUUUCCUCCUUCUCUAAAGGGCAAACAACCUUACAACCAUAUUCGCAUUGACACAAUUUCAAAGAACAGUUCAGAAAUUCGUUCUACGGAUCAUCGCUUGGGAAGAAAUGACAGUGAUUACCUUGGUGGCUUGAAAAGCAUUCUUGAGUCGUACUAUUCAAGCGACGAAUCCGACAUGGAAAUCGAAAGUCAAAGUGAAAAUUCAGAGACAACGGCUGACUGUGUUUUUGAGGGCUCCGACAGCUGCGAACUACAUUCGAUGACCUUUGAUAACAACAGCGUGGGAACAUUUGACUCGUCUGUCGCAAACGCGAGUCAUAUUGUUUGUGUUGCAGACAAGUCAUGCAAGGUUUUAGAUAAAGUUAUGACGAUGCUGAUUCGACUGCGAAUGUCAGUAAGGAGGCUGUUAUCCGGGGGACAUUUUCCGUAUAAUGCUGUACCUCUUAUCGCACUCAUGGAAAAUGUCGAGAAGUUUUACGAUGAUUGCUGACUCGUUGAUGUUAUA